AUGGCAGUUAUUGACAAGCGAUACUGUGAUGCCUACGGCUACUGCUAUUCAACCUGGAACUCCUGGGGUCGCUGGGUCGCCUUCGCUGUCAUCGUCGGCGUCGCGUUCCUGAUCUUCUUCAUUUUCAUGUGUUUCUCUGCCCGUCGCCGCCGCACACACGGUCUGCGUCCCUACGCCGGCACAGGCUGGAUGGCUCCUCCCCCUGGCAAUCCUCCCCCUGGCCAGCCCGGCUACCAGCAGCCCUACUACGGCGCCGGAGAUCCUUACUACCCAGCCACCGGUCCGCCACCGCCGCAGUACGAGGCCAACCCGCAGAACUAUGGCUACUUCGGGUCGCAGCCACAACCACAGCAGGGGGGCAUCGAGCUGCAGUCGCCGCCGCAUGCCUACGCGAACCGCGCUGAGCAGCCUUACGAGCCGCCUGCUGGUCCGCCGCCGAGUAAGGCAUAA
Molecule: messenger RNA, 450 nt
Organism: Penicillium lagena
Lineage: Eukaryota; Fungi; Ascomycota; Eurotiomycetes; Eurotiales; Aspergillaceae
Product: resistance to Congo red protein
Exons: 3
Coding region: 1-450 (149 amino acids)
Biological process (GO): vesicle-mediated transport
Cellular component (GO): intracellular membrane-bounded organelle
Source: RefSeq, a predicted model, not a curated record